CAAAUUUAAAGCCUCACCCUUUCUUCCGCCGAUUUCUCUGUCCCACCCCUACACUACCAAUGCCUACGACCAUGUCUUUAGCAGUUAAGCUUCAUGUCACUUCCAGCUUCCACCUUGGAAAUUCCACUAAAACCACGAGCAUCCCAAGCUUUAAUGCUAAGUUCCGACCCGCAUCCAUUUCCCAUUUCAACCCAUUGAUAUCCACCUUGUACGAACACAGAAUGAGUAAUUCGCCCAAGUCGAAAUCAUCUUUUGUGAUCAAGAGCUCGUUGAUCGAGCCGGAUGGUGGUGCGCUGGUGGAUCUGGUGGUGCCGGGGAGUCUGAGGGCGGCCAAGACUGCUGAGGCGGAGUCAAUGCCGAAGGUGGGGCUUACCAAGAUUGAUUUGGAGUGGGUGCAUGUGCUCAGCGAGGGGUGGGCGAGUCCGUUGAGAGGGUUCAUGAGGGAAGAUGAGUAUUUGCAGAGUUUGCAUUUCAAUUUCUAUAGGAUGAAAGAUGGGACUAUCGUCAACAUGUCCCUUCCCAUUGUUUUGGCUAUUGAUGACGCGACUAAGGAGCGAAUUGGGUCAUCUUCUAAUGUGGGGUUGGUUGCAGCCAACGGAGACUUGAUUGGUAUCUUGAGAAGCAUUGAAAUUUUCAAGCAUCACAAAGAAGAAAGAAUUGCUAGAACUUGGGGAACAACUGCGCCAGGAUUGCCAUAUGCUGAGGAGGUCAUUACGCCAGCAGGGAAUUGGCUCAUUGGUGGGGAUUUGGAAGUUUUGAAGCCUAUCAAAUAUGAUGAUGGGCUUGAUCACUACAGACUUUCUCCCAAACAACUCAGGGAAGAAUUUGAUAGGCGUAAGGCGGAUGCAGUAUUUGCUUUUCAGUUAAGAAACCCUGUGCAUAAUGGACAUGCUCUAUUGAUGAAUGAUACACGGAAGCGACUUUUGGAGAUGGGUUUCAAGAAUCCAAUUCUAUUGCUGCAUCCUUUAGGAGGCUUCACAAAGGCUGAUGAUGUGCCUUUGGAUGUUAGGAUGCAACAGCAUAGCAAGGUCCUAGAGGAUGGAGUCCUAGAUCCUGAGACUACCAUUGUGUCCAUUUUCCCAUCCCCCAUGCAUUAUGCAGGGCCAACUGAGGUGCAGUGGCAUGCCAAGGCACGUAUAAAUGCCGGAGCAAAUUUCUACAUUGUAGGUCGUGAUCCUGCAGGUAUGGGUCAUCCAACAGAAAAGAGGGAUUUAUAUGAUCCUGACCAUGGAAAGAAGGUGCUGAGUAUGGCCCCAGGCUUGGAGAAGCUCAACAUUUUGCCAUUCAGGGUGGCAGCAUAUGACACAGAAGCAAAGAAGAUGGCAUUUUUUGACCCUUCACGUACCGAAGAUUUCCUCUUCAUCUCUGGAACCAAGAUGCGAACUUAUGCAAGAAAUGGUGAGAACCCUCCUGAUGGUUUCAUGUGUCCUGGAGGAUGGAAAGUCCUUGUCAAGUAUUACGAGAGCUUGCAAGCAGAGGAGGCAACACAGCAGCCAGCUGCCGUGUCUUCUUAGAUUGAGAAAAUAGUUGUGAGUUUUUCAGCAAGUCAGUUAUAGGAAAUGAAGAGACGUAUAUGGUCUUUUCAACUGAGGCAUCCAUCAACUUAGUGUCAACAUCUUCAACAGUAAAUUUUAGUGAUUCAGACUCCAUUUCCUUUCCCUUUCUCUGUGAUUCAAUAUGAUCAACCUAGAGUUUCCUGGUUUGGUCAUGUUCUGAAUGUCUGUAACACAACAAUGAUUUGUUGACAACAAAUCCUCACAACAGUCAUUUGUUGUCAAAUUGAGUUGAUGUAUGUUGAUUUUUCGUCUCACCAAGUAAAAUGAUUUAGUAAAAGCUACCUUCAUCUCAGGUUCUAAGGAACUGUAACAUGCUCAUUUUGCAGAUGGAAAGGAUCGUUAGAUUGUGAUACAUAAAGCUUCUGAGGACAACGACUUCAACCAAAGACCGUGACCCAUAUUGUGACAGAUUUAGCCACCCUGGCUGGACCCUCGCAAUAGAAUUAAUGUUGCUUCUUUUGUGUGGGGUUAUGCGUUUGAAUUCGAUUCAAUAAAAUCCAACAUUACCCUGCAAUUGUGUUGUAGACAAUCUCAGAUAUUAGCAUUAAAGCUUUCUUCUUCGGAUCAUGCACGCGAUACAUGUCUGCCAUUGUAUGAAAGGUACAUCUGUAAGUCCCUAGCAUCUUGCAUUCUCAACUUGAGCUGUACUGGGGCCAAUUAAUCCAUUUCCAAUUC
Molecule: messenger RNA, 2231 nt
Organism: Rubroshorea leprosula
Lineage: Eukaryota; Viridiplantae; Streptophyta; Magnoliopsida; Malvales; Dipterocarpaceae
Source: the annotation of a GenBank genome assembly